GAAAAGUCUGAUGUCAGAAAACUUCUGUAACAUGUGUACUGUGUAAGGAAGACGUGGGAAUCCAGGACUCAUUUAGAACAUGGAUCUGUAAAUAAAAGGAGUGUGGAGAAGUACUGCUCCUCAAGAGGUAUCUGUGAAGUAUGGAAGUAGAAGUGAUGGGUACUACAAAGCCUAACAACAGGAGACCAGCCACUAGAGCCACCAAAGUGGCCCUUGCAUUCUUCAUUAUCGUUACAGGAGUUCUUGCCAUUCUGCUUUUACUGGUCACUCAAGGACUCAUUAGCUUCCAGAAGGAGAAGUAUUGUUUAACUCCAGAAUGCAUCGAAGCAGCUGCCCUUAUCCAGCUUAAGAUGAAUCUUUCUGUGGAUCCGUGCAACAACUUUUUUGAGUAUGCCUGCAGUGGAUGGAUGCAAGAUAAUCCAAUUCCAGAUGAUAUGUCAAACUAUGGGAUCUACCCAUGGCUUAGGAAUAACGUUGAUCUUAAAAUUAAAGCACUCCUAGAGAAACCAUUAAGCAAGAGACGAGAUAUAGAGGCUGUUCAAAAGGCGAAGAUAUUUUACAUUUCCUGCAUGAAUGAAACUCAAAUAGAGGAAGCUGAUACAAAGCCCAUUCUGAAGAUACUGAAACAACCAUCUAUGCGAUGGCCAGUACUGGAAUCCAAUAUUGGAAAUGAUGGGAAAUGGUCAGAGAGAAAAUUCAAUUUUCUUCAAACUCUAGCAGACCUGCGAGGAAAGUACAGUACUUCUGUGUUACUGCGAGCGUUUGUAGCAACAGAUGACAAGCUGUCUAAUAAGUUCAUUUUAAAGCUGGACCAAGCAUCGCUUUCCCUGUUAUCUCAUGAGGAUUAUCUUGACAAUAGCACUACUACAAAAUUAUACAGAGACUCUCUUCUACAGCUGAUGGUUGAUGUUGCUGUUUUUCUUGGAGCCAACAAGACCAGAGCCGAAUCAGAUAUGAAAACAGUGAUUGACCUGGAAACAAAGCUAGCCCAGAUAACAGUUCCUCAUGACAACAGGACGAGUGAAACAAUGUAUAACAAGAUGAACAUCUCCGAACUCAAUGCUAUGAUCCCCCAGUUUGACUGGUUGACCUACCUAAAGAAAAUAAUUGAUUUCAACAUGUACCCUGAACUUAAAGACAUUGAUUCUUCAGAAAAUGUGAUUGUCCGGGUGCCACAGUAUUUUAAAGAACUGAUUAAAAUAAUAGAAGCUGAGGAUAAAAGGACCCUUGCCAACUACCUGAUAUGGAGAUUUGUGUACUCGAGAAUUUCCAACCUCAGUAGACGUUUUCAGUACAGACAGCUGGAAUAUGCCCGGGUUCUUCUGGGUACCAAUUCUCUGGCAGCUCGUUGGGACAGAUGUGUAAAUUACAUAGAAAAUUCUCUCCCUUAUGCUGUGGGGAAGAUGUUUGUGAAUGCUCACUUCCAAGAGGACAAGAAAAAAAUGAUGCAAGAGCUGAUUGAAGGUAUCCGCUGGGCAUUUAUCGACAUGCUGGAAAAAGAAAAUGACUGGAUGGAUGAAGAAACCAAAAGAAAAGCAGAAGAGAAGGCAAAAACUGUGAUGGCCAAAGUUGGAUAUCCAGAAUUCCUUUUGAAUGACACUUACAUAAAUGAAGAAGUCAAAAUGCUGAAAUUUUCAGAAUCGGAUUAUUUUGGGAAUGUACUGCAGACCCUGCACUUUUUAUCACAAUCUGAUUUCCAUUGGUUGAGGAAAGAGGUUCCUAAAAAAGAGUGGUUUACAAGUCCGACAACAGUCAAUGCUUUCUACAGCGCAUCUACUAACCAAAUUAGGUUCCCUGCAGGAGAACUUCAGAAGCCUUUUUUCUGGGGAACAGAAUACCCACGAUCUCUGAGCUAUGGAGCAAUUGGGGUAAUUGUUGGCCAUGAGUUCACACACGGCUUUGACAGCAAUGGUCGUAAGUAUGACAAAGAUGGAAAUUUGCAUUCAUGGUGGACCAGUGAAUCAGAAGAAAGAUUUAAAGACAAAACUAAAUGCAUAAUAGACCAAUAUAAUGAUUACUACUGGAAGCAAGCUGGGUUACAUGUAAAGGGAACAAAGACAUUGGCAGAAAAUAUUGCGGAUAAUGGAGGGAUGAGAGAAGCUUUUCGGGCUUACAGAAAAUGGAUCAGUGAAAUGAGAAGUGGUAAGGAAGAGCUUCUUCUUCCUGGCCUAAAAUUCACUAAUAACCAGCUCUUUUUCUUGAGUUAUGCACAUGUAAGGUGUAACGCCUUCCGGCCUGAAGCUGCAAGAGAUCAAAUUGUGAAUGGUGUACAUAGCCCUCCACAGUUCAGGGUAAUUGGUACAAUGAGCAAUUUUGAAGAGUUUCGCAAAGCUUUUAACUGUCCAGAAAACUCUACAAUGAAUAGAGGGAGUCGUUCUUGUCGGAUCUGGUAGAAGUGAAGAUUUUUUUUUCAAUACUUCAAAUAUAAUACAUGGACUGCUGUUUUAACUGCUGUUUUUUUAGAAGUGAAGAAAAUCCACUGAUUUCUGGAGAAACAUAUUUUUUAUACUCAAUAAGGAUUGAAUGAGAAUGUUUCUUGUUUUAUUGAGCUAUUUUAUAAACCAAUCACAUUUCCUAAUACAAAUUUUACUGGCAA
This is a messenger RNA of Spea bombifrons (plains spadefoot toad), 2596 nucleotides long. RefSeq names its product phosphate regulating endopeptidase X-linked (gene PHEX). The record is from RefSeq and is a predicted model, not a curated record. Gene Ontology annotation, biological process: protein processing. The transcript is spliced from 22 exons. Gene Ontology annotation, molecular function: metalloendopeptidase activity. NCBI's taxonomy places the organism in Eukaryota, Metazoa, Chordata, Amphibia, Anura, Pelobatidae. Gene Ontology annotation, cellular component: plasma membrane. Bases 141 to 2393 code for a protein of 750 amino acids.